Messenger RNA from Calypte anna (Anna's hummingbird), 996 nucleotides. RefSeq names its product THO complex 7 (gene THOC7). The record is from RefSeq and is a predicted model, not a curated record. The transcript has 8 exons. Gene Ontology annotation, biological process: mRNA export from nucleus; mRNA processing. Bases 63 to 677 code for a protein of 204 amino acids. NCBI's taxonomy places the organism in Eukaryota, Metazoa, Chordata, Aves, Apodiformes, Trochilidae. Gene Ontology annotation, cellular component: THO complex part of transcription export complex.
AUUGUGGGAAGCUGACCUCACUCGCUGCUGCCGCCGCCCCGCCGGCUCCGGCACUCGCCGCCAUGGGGGCCGUGACCGACGAUGAAGUUAUCCGCAAGCGACUUCUGAUCGAUGGCGAUGGUGCUGGUGACGACAGGCGGAUCAAUUUGUUGGUGAAGAGUUUCAUUAAGUGGUGUAAUUCCGGAUCUCAGGAGGAAGGUUACAGCCAGUACCAACGAAUGCUGAGUACUUUAUCACAGUGUGAAUUUUCAAUGGGAAAAACUCUUCUGGUCUAUGAUAUGAACCUGAGAGAAAUGGAGAAUUAUGAAAAAAUCUAUAAGGAUAUAGAAAACAGUAUAGCUGCAGCACACGAGAAGAUUUCUGAAUGCAAAAAACAAAUCCUGCAAGCAAAAAGGAUUAGAAAAAAUCGCCAAGAAUAUGAUGCCUUAGCCAAAGUCAUACAACACCACCCAGACAGACAUGAAACACUGAAGCAGCUGGAAGCUUUGGGAAAAGAACUGCAACAUCUUUCUCACAUUAAAGAAAAUGUUGAAGAUAAGUUGGAGCUGAGAAGAAAACAGUUUCAUGUUCUGCUGAGCACCAUCCAUGAACUUCAGCAAACUCUGGAAAAUGAUGAAAAACUUUCAGAAGCUGAAGAAUCUCAAGAAACUCAGAUGGAAACAGAGGCCAAACAGUAGCUCUAAUAUGAAGACUGACUACUGUUGAAGAAUGUCCAAGUAUCUUCAGUUUGUGUUGAAACCAACAGUAAGAGAUGGAGCUGAAAAUUGUUUUCUACUGCUUCUGUGAAUUUUUAUAAAAAUAAUGCUUGAUUUGCUUAUGCUUCAGGGGAAAACAGUUACAGGUCUGUGGAGACAGACAUUUUGUGUUAAUCUACCCACAAACUUUGUAACUUGUGACAAGAAAUACUUUUUGUUUUACCAAGGAUGAAGCUUCUGCAUAGUACUUGUGAAGUAAGGUGUUUGCAAAACAUUGCCAAUAAAAAGGUGUUUACAAUGA